Heterobilharzia americana is the source of this 2796-nucleotide messenger RNA. The record is from the annotation of a GenBank genome assembly. NCBI's taxonomy places the organism in Eukaryota, Metazoa, Platyhelminthes, Trematoda, Strigeidida, Schistosomatidae.
AUGGGAGGCGAUAAUUCUAAGCUUGGGUAUCGAAAUGCUGUUAUACAACUUACCACAAAGACUCAGCCAGUUGAUUCAAACGAUAACAAUUUUUGGGACCAGUUUUGGGCGGAGUAUUCUAUGUCCAUCCAAGAUAUUUUUGCCCUUAUUCCUGCAGCUGAAAUCCGGGCUUUAAGAACAGAAGCUCCAAACAAUCUGGCAACUUUGUGUUAUAAGGCUGUCGAACGCAUUGCACAUGUAGCCGAAUCGGCUUCACCAACCUCAAAAGAUCAGCUAACUGUUCUAAACUGUAUACGACUGUUAACUAGGUUAUUGCCGUAUAUAUUUGAGGAUGCUGAUUGGCGUUCAUUUUUUUGGUCACCACUUCCGGCUGAUCCUUCGGCUACAGAAGGUGAGUUUGUCCCUCUAGCCCAAAGUUUGCUGUCAGCACUAUGUGACUUGCUGUUUUGCCCAGAUUUUACCGUCCAUUCUAUCUCCAAAUCCGGUCCUGAAAGUCCAGAAGAUAUGCAUACCAUUGACAGCUGUGAGUAUAUUUGGCAGUCUGGUGUAGGCUUUGCACAAGUCCCCAUAGUAAAUGCUGUGCAUGAUUCUAAUCGGACAGAAAUUCUUAAACUUAUUUUAACCUGUUUUUCUGAGACAAUGUAUUUGGAACAAGAGGAAGCUCAUCGUGCUGAAAAUAAAUGGGUUACAUUUUUAACAAGCACAGGGAACAGACAUGCAUUGCCAUUAUUCGCCUCUCUCUUAAAUGUCGUAUGUGCAUAUGAUCCAGUUGGUCUGGGGGUACCAUAUAAUCACCUUAUGUUUCCGGAUUCACGUGAACCUCUGGUUGAAGUGGCUCUACAAAUUCUUUGUAUAACCUUGGAACCUGAUUCUAUGAUAUCCAGUCCUACUUACUCAACUACAUCGUUUGGUGAUUUGAACUCACCACACAGUCAUCUGUGUUCAGAUGCCGAUGAACAGCUUAGUUUGAAUGGGACUGCAACGAUUAGUCAGAACAGUGGAGCAGGAGAUGUAUGGAAUAAUGAAACGAAUCUGUUUGUAAAUUAUAUGUCACGUAUACAUAGAGAUGAGGAUUUUGCAUUUAUUCUGUCAGGAAUAAAUCGACUACUAAAUAAUCCACUAACUCAAACUUAUCUUCCGGGAUCCAGUAAAAAGGUUCAAAUGCAUCAAGAACUUUUGGUAUUCUUUUGGCGAAUGUGUGAAUGCAAUAAGAAGUUUAUGUACUAUGUGUUAAAGUCGAGUCAAGUUUUAGAUUUAGUUGUGCCUAUUCUAUAUCAUCUCAAUAAUUCUCGUAAUGAUCAAUCACGAAUGGGAUUAAUACAUGUGGGCGUAUUUAUCCUAUUGUUACUUAGUGGGGAAAGAAAUUUCGGUGUACGUUUAAAUAAACCUUAUCGUCAUCGUUCCUUGAUGGAUGUACCAGUAUUUACUGGGACACAUGCUGAUUUAUUAGUUAUAGUUUCUCAUAGAUUGAUUACAGCUGGGCAUAAUCGUCUAAAUCCCCUAUUCGAUUGUUUGUUAACAAUCAUAGCUAAUGUUUCUCCAUAUGUAAAAAGUUUAUCCAUGGUAUCAUCAAACAAAUUGUUGCAUUUAUUGGAUGCUUUCAGUCAGCCUUGGUUCUUGUAUAGCAGUCCAUCUAAUCAUCAGUUAGUGUUUCUUUUAUUGGAAGUGUUCAACAAUAUCAUACAAUAUCAGUUUGAUGGUAACAGUAACUUAGUUUACACUUUGAUUAGAAAACGUCAAAUAUUUUAUCGAUUAGCCAACUUACCCACUGAUCAAGCCAGCAUUCAUGGCAUAAUUAACAAGCAAACCAAAUCUCAAGGUGGAGUUUAUACUACAAUAGAUAAUACUAGUGUUUCAUCUCGAAUGUCUGCUGCUGAGAUUAGAAAAUCACAAUCGAACGAAUCUUCGACUUGCAAACCUUUAUCAAUUACAGAAACAUCAAAAUCAAGUUCUUCUAAUCAUUCACCAAUAGACUCAGUUCAUCCUGAUGAUGAUACCGUAAACUCGAUUGAGUCUACUGACCAAGUAUCUCAGUCAAAUGAACUUUAUAUAAGCAAACCUAGAGAUUCAAUUCAAGCAAGCCUAGCAGAUAUACCUCCUCUACACAAAAUGACUGACAAACGUCUAGGAAAUGCUGUUCAACUAGAUGAGCGUUACUCAAAUCCUUCAAACACUGUAGAAAUUGAAAAUAAUUUAAUUUCACAUUCUUCACCUGGUCAGCGUAUCUCAGUAGAUAGUAAGGAGGUAGAUAAGGAUUCAACAGAUGAUAUCCAUGCACAUUCAUCACAUAGAUCUGGAAUUUCGGAGAAUUCUUUAACUAGUGCAAGUCAAUCCAAAGAAAUCUUGGAAGCUGCAUUGAAUUCUGAUUCGAAAUCAUAUCAUUCUUCUACAAUUUGUAAAAGUUCAUACUCUCGUCCAACUAGUGAUGAAAAAUCGAAUGGAUUAAGUUCUCCUAACCGUUGGCAACCAUCUGGAGAAUGGGUAUGCACUUGGAAGUCUAAAAUGCCUUUUCAGACAAUUAUGCGUUUAUUACAAGUUCUAGUACCUCAAGUUGAAAAAAUCUGUAUUGAUAAAGGUUUAACGGAUGAAACUGAGAUAGUUCGAUUUCUUCAGAAUGGUACUCUAGUUGGUUUACUACCUGUACCACAUCCAAUACUUAUUCGUAAAUAUCAGUCUAAUGUUGGUACAACUAUAUGGUUUCGAAAUUAUCUAUGGGGACUGAUUUAUCUCAGGAAUGUCAAUCCACCUAUCUGGUAUGAUACUAAUGUUCGUUUAUUUGAAAUUCAACGGGUCUAA